Fonsecaea erecta is the source of this 600-nucleotide messenger RNA. RefSeq lists its product as hypothetical. Gene Ontology annotation, molecular function: RNA binding. Bases 1 to 600 code for a protein of 199 amino acids. Lineage: Eukaryota; Fungi; Ascomycota; Eurotiomycetes; Chaetothyriales; Herpotrichiellaceae. The record is from RefSeq and is a predicted model, not a curated record. Gene Ontology annotation, cellular component: nuclear speck. Gene Ontology annotation, biological process: mRNA splicing, via spliceosome. The transcript is spliced from 4 exons.
AUGUCUCGAUCUGGUACCACCCUCUAUGUCACGGGUUUUGGUCAUGGCACUCGUGCCCGUGACCUUGCCUAUGAGUUUGAACACUAUGGUCGUCUGGUCAGGUGUGACAUUCCUGCUCCCAGAACUGCAUCAAGCCGUCUCUUUGCCUUUGUCGAAUACGAGAGCCGUCGCGAUGCUGACGACGCCUAUCAUGAGAUGCAUAACAAGCGAAUCGGUCGUGAUGAUGUCUUGAAGAUCGAGUGGGCUCGUACCCCCCCAUCUGCCACCUGGCGAUAUGAAGCCGGUCGUGGCCGUCGCGAUCGAACUCCUCCUCGCCGUUCCGCUCGUUCUCCCUCCCCCCGACGCCGCGACUAUUCCCCCCGCAAAGACGACCGCCGCCACCGUGACCGAGACCGGGAAAGAGACCGGGACCGAGAUUACGACGACCGUCGCCGCUCUCGCAGCCCUGCAGAUCGCGACCGUGAUCGAGACCGAGACCGGGACAUGAAAGAUGACCGAGACCGCCGCGAUGACGACCGCGAUGGGGCUGCGAAUGGCGAUGACCGGAAAGCUCUGGACUCCCCUCCCCCAGCUCAUGAUGAGCUCGAUACCGCGGAAUGA